AUGGCUUCCAGAUUAGAAGAGGAUCUCUACUGUCCCAUCUGUCAUGAUGUCUUCAGUGAUCCUGUCAUUCUGUCAUGCAGCCACAGCUUCUGUAAAGACUGUGUGAAGAGCUGGUGGAAAGACAAAGAAGUAAAAGAGUGUCCACUUUGUAAGAGAAGAUCUUCAAUGUUCCAACAACCUUGUAACCUGGUGUUAAAGAACCUGUGUGAGACCUUCUUACAGGAGAGAGAUCAGAGCUCUUCACAUGCUCUUUGCAGUCAGCACUCAAAGAAACUCAGACUCUUCUGUCUGGACCAUCAGCAGCCAGUGUGUGUCAUCUGCAGAGAUUCAGAAAUACACACUAACCACAGAUUCCGACCCAUCGAAGAAGUUGCAAAACAACACAAGAAGCAGCUUCAGGAAACUCUGGAGCCCUUGAAGGAGAAGUUACAGUGUUUUGAACGUGUUAAAGUAGAGUUUGAACAAACAGCAGAACACAUUAAGGUCAAAGCCGGACUCACAGAGACACAGAUCAAGGAGCAGUUUAAAAAGCUUCAUCAGUUUCUGGAGGAGGAAGAGGAGGCCAGGAUGGCUGCACUGAGGGAGGAAGAGGAGCAGAAGAGUCAGAUGAUGAAGGAGAAGAUUGAGGCUCUGAGCGGAGACAUUACGACUCUUUCAGACACAAUCAGAACCACAGAGGACGAGCUGAGAGCUGAAGACGUCUCGUUCCUGCUCAACUACAAGGCUGCAGUGGAACGAGUCCAGCAGCGCCACCCGUUGGAUGAUCCACAGCUGGCUUCAGGAGCUCUGAUAGACGAGGCCAAACAUCUGGGCAACCUGAGCUUCAACAUCUGGAACAAGAUGAAGGACAUGGUCUCCUACAGUCCUGUGGUUCUGGACCCAAACUCUGCUAAUCCAGACCUCGUCCUGUCUGAAGAUCUGACCAGUUUGAGAGAAGGAGAGGAACAGAAGCUUCCUGACAAU
Molecule: messenger RNA, 963 nt
Organism: Limanda limanda (common dab)
Lineage: Eukaryota; Metazoa; Chordata; Actinopteri; Pleuronectiformes; Pleuronectidae
Product: E3 ubiquitin-protein ligase TRIM35-like
Exons: 1
Molecular function (GO): zinc ion binding
Source: RefSeq, a predicted model, not a curated record